CCUGCAAUGAAACAUCCUUGUUCCCAGUGACUUUGGGAUGUAAUUAGUUCUAGAUCUCAUGUGUAUGCCGAGUUUCUUUGGGACAUAUUCCUACAAAAGAUCAGAUCACCCCCUUCAUGAGCAUAAUUCAUCUGUGUAACAGUCAGGCAUAACAAUUAGUAAGAAUUUGAACAUGAAACUUUUUGCUCUGUGGACAGCCCUCUCUUUGCUUGCACCAAGUGAAGGACUUCGGCCAGACUUACCUGUGAAGGUGUGUCAAGAUGUAUCUUCUUACGUGUCUUUGACAAAUACUCGACUGCAAGUCAGGACGGUUCGCUCCACUGUCACUCUCCUAGAAGUUAUACCAACCUAUGUUAGCGUUACCACUACGAAUUGUGUGCCUUACGCUAUUACUCACACAGAAACGGUAUCUCAAUAUCAGGCGCCACAGCUGGCUUAUUCCACAUUUUACGUCAGCCAACUAAUGAUCAAAGAGAAGAAUCGGGCAUACACUUAUACCAGAUAUCAACCCGAAACCAUCAGCAUUACAUACUCGGCUACCGAUCUUGAAGAGCACGUGACACAAGUUGUAGGGACAACUACUGCCACGACUCUAUCAACGGUAUCUGUUGUGAAGACUCUCACCGCCUCCAUUACAACCACUGCAACAGAUACUCAAGUCGAUGUCUACACUUCCAUCACAUACUUACCUGUAUAUGUGACUACGACCAUGACUAACGCCUGGCCAAUCCUCAAGACAGUAUACCAGACUGAAUACAUUAAAGAAGCCGUUGAUUACGUGACAACAGUUAUGGAAACAUCGACAGCAUAUCACUGCCAUGAUGCUCAUAGCUAUUAG
Messenger RNA from Penaeus monodon (black tiger shrimp), 838 nucleotides. RefSeq lists its product as uncharacterized. The record is from RefSeq and is a predicted model, not a curated record. NCBI's taxonomy places the organism in Eukaryota, Metazoa, Arthropoda, Malacostraca, Decapoda, Penaeidae. The transcript has a single exon. The coding region runs from base 173 to 838 and encodes 221 amino acids.